GAUCUGGCUGAACAUUUCCCUCUCAGUGUUCCCAACAGGUCUUGGAACGAGUAACUCAUUCUGAAACAAUAAUUAAACAAUACGCUGCUAAAUAUUGAACAACACUUUGCUGAGCAACGCAACUGAGAGAGAAACGAGAAAAUAAGGAGGAAAUAGAAGUUAAAAUAUUUGAGCCAGAACUGCGCCUUUUGUCAUGAACAUGAAACCCACUUCAUUUAAGGUGAAGGAAGAAAAUGUCCAGGAGUCUAUGAGUCAACAUGCACAUACUUUCAAAGUGAAGUUUGACCCAUCUGACCAGAACGAUUACACCAUUUACUGUGAUCACCCCCAGACCGUACUGGAGGCAGUAAAAUCACAGAAGAAAGAGCUGAAAUCACCAGAUGAGGACAUUAUCUUUCAGCUAGGUAGAGAGGACAAGGAUGUUAUUAUUCCCACACAUUUCCCUUGUUGUCUUGUUGGACAUGAAGAGACUGUGAUUCUAUCAUGUCAAACAAAAAUGAUCGAAAAGGCACAAAACCAGCAGCACAAAAUGUUCCAUCCAAAUGACAAAUAUUCCAUCUUCUACAUAGAUACAGUGGGAGGGACCAAUGCCAAAUCAAAGGAGCUAUUUCAGAAUAAAAUUGUGAAAAAAUACAAGCGUCUCUGUGUUUAUGGAGAGGAGGGCAUGACUGUGGCAGACGUCCUGAGGAGAGACGGCCGAUUCAGUGAUCACCUUGGUGACUUCACUCUGUCCGACAACGAUAAUCCAAACAGCCUUACAAGCUGUACACAAAAGGUCAAUGACAGCUUAGACCAGAAAACAUUUAAGAUACAGCUGCAGAGGAGAAAGAGUGAUGUAAGUGUGCAUGAGAGCCCAUCAAAGACUGAACAAUGCAAGGGCAAGGAAAGAUCUGCUGCAGACAUAGCACAGCAGUGUGGGGAUAGCCUGAGAACAUUAAUGGAGAAACAGGGAGAUGAAGUCGACACCACUGAAAUCUAUGACAUACUUCGUAAGCAGUUUCCAGAACUGAGGAAAUGGAUGGAGAAUAGAUUUCCAGCUGACUCUUAUCAGAAAGAACUGGAACUGAGGAAGGAGAACUUUGGAAAGAGUCAGAAGUCUUUUAGUGAAGUUCACAGAGUCAGAAAGUUGCUCAAGCUAGGAGAGUCAGUUUGCAAAAUCACUGUUGGGGAUAUUUGUGAGGGAACAGGCUUUGUGCUAUUCGAUGGGUUUAUCUUGACAAAUGCACAUUUGUUCACAGAUCAUGUUGAUGAAGACAAAAAGCUAGAGGAAGGAAUAGAGGUGUAUGCCUUGUUCAACUAUGAGGAUCCUCAGCCAAAAAAUGUUUACUACUUCAUGGCUGAGAAAAGGCUUGUUGACUUUGAUCGCAACCUAGAUUAUGCCAUUCUGGAACUCAACAAGUGUAAAGGUGCCACCAGGUCUCCUUAGGUGUUUUGGUCCCCUGCCUGAGAAUGGUGAGGCCUGUAUCAUUGGUCACCCAGCAGGUGCAAUUAAAAAAAUGGAUCCAACAUUUGUCAUUGAGAAA
Messenger RNA from Engraulis encrasicolus (European anchovy), 1523 nucleotides. Its product is annotated as serine protease FAM111A-like. The transcript has 3 exons. Lineage: Eukaryota; Metazoa; Chordata; Actinopteri; Clupeiformes; Engraulidae. Gene Ontology annotation, biological process: DNA replication. The record is from RefSeq and is a predicted model, not a curated record. Bases 194 to 1426 code for a protein of 410 amino acids. Gene Ontology annotation, cellular component: chromatin; nucleus.